Molecule: messenger RNA, 1551 nt
Organism: Rattus rattus (black rat)
Lineage: Eukaryota; Metazoa; Chordata; Mammalia; Rodentia; Muridae
Product: germ cell-less protein-like 1
Exons: 1
Coding region: 1-1551 (516 amino acids)
Biological process (GO): germ cell development
Cellular component (GO): nucleus
Molecular function (GO): protein binding
Source: RefSeq, a predicted model, not a curated record
AUGGGAGCCCUAAGCAGUAGAAUGUGGUCUGGAAGAAAUCCUGAAGAAGAUGAACCUCCGAGAGAAGGUGGUGCUGCUGCUAGAGAAGAGGAGGCCCCAGUGGAAGCCGCAGAACAAGCGGGACCGGCCGUUGUCCAUGAAGAGCAGGCAAGUGAACUGCCGGGGGUUUCCACUGGUCAGGCAGGCCACAAACGGAAGGCCAGCCCAGGAGGACCAAGGGCGAAAGUACCCCGUAAGAAAAUGGACAAGUCCAGAGGCAUUUAUGAGUCACUUUUUCUUGGUGGCGAGAAUAGUGACGUAAAGAUCUGUGCAUUUCAGCGGGAGUGGCGCUUGCACAGGUCCUACCUAUGCCGAUCUGGGUACUUUUCUAGCAUGUUCUGUGGUGCUUGGCUGGAGACAAAUAUGAGUACAAUAGAGAUGCAGAUGCCUGACGAAAAUAUUGAUCGCGAGGCUUUCCAUGAGGUUUUGGGCUUCUUGUACAGUAGAAGAAUUGCAAUUCCUCCCUCCAGAGUCAUUGCCAUCUUGGCCACAGCUAGUAUGCUACAAUUGGAUGAACUAAUUCAGCAGUGUGAAGAUCUGAUGAGGGCCACAGUCAGGACUGAUACUGUGUGCAGUUACUACUAUUCUGCUGAGAAUUACGGGCUCCAGAGCAUCAGAUAUAUUUGCCGCCAGUGGCUCUUGGAUAACCUGAUGAUUCGGCAAAAUGAUGAACUGUUGUUAGAAAUCAAUCUGAAUCUCAUGAAAGAGCUCAUUGCCUCGUCAGAUCUUUUGGUAGUUGGAGUGGAGAUGGAUGUGUAUACCACACUGAAAAAGUGGAUGUACCUGCAUCUAGAAGCACGCACGUGCUCAGAAUCUCAAAGAGCAGUAUUGCCUGCACAGUUGUGCUUUGCCAAGUUCAGAAGUGAGUCAGAUAGUAGCCCUUUUCUGGACAGUAAUCAGGGGAGAACCUUUGUGCCAGUGUUCCAGAAGCUAAGGCUUCCCUACAUCAUCUGUGACCUGCCUUCAGCACACGUUAUUGACCAGGAUGGACUGAUCCCUGCAACAUGGUUGACCCCAGUUUACAAAGAGCAAUGGCUUGCACUUCUUCGGGCAGAGCAAUCCAGGGAACUUGGGCCAAUGGAUAUCUAUGUAUCUGACAUCGGUGGAAAUAGCAUGAGGUGUGGAGGCCAACUUCUCUCAGAUGAGCAAUGCAGCUGGACCUGGACUGGCUUUAACUUUGGCUGGGACUUGGUAGUAUGCUAUGUCAACAAGCGCAUUGUAUUCCGCCGCAGUGCAAUGAAUAAAUCCUGUGGCCUUGGUGUCAGCUUACUCUGGCAGAAAAGUUGCCUUCCGCUCAGAGUGAUCUCAUUGGACAGUACUGGAAAAGCUGUUCUCCGGAGAGAGACCGAAUAUUCUGUUCUUUCUCUGAGAAAGGAUCAAGAACUAGAAGUGGUGAACCUACAAAACCAAGACUUAACAUUCCCCAUGUAUGUGGCAUGUAACUUCCUCUACCUUCCUGGAGAGAGUGGUGCAGGACCAAGUGGGGAAUCAAGCAGAAGUCCAAUGAACUAA